Molecule: messenger RNA, 138 nt
Organism: Diversispora eburnea
Lineage: Eukaryota; Fungi; Glomeromycota; Glomeromycetes; Diversisporales; Diversisporaceae
Source: the annotation of a GenBank genome assembly
CUUUUGUUUCACUGGACCCAAUUAUAAAAACACAAAUUGAGAAGUUUGAAAAGGAACAAGUGAUACUUUUAACUGGAAAAUUUGUAGCCAACAAUGGAUGGUAUACAGUGAGUGCCACUUCCAUUCAAGUUUUAUUAA